Messenger RNA from Calidris pugnax (ruff), 1446 nucleotides. It is a transcript of the gene CHEK1, whose product is annotated as checkpoint kinase 1. The coding region runs from base 1 to 1311 and encodes 436 amino acids. Lineage: Eukaryota; Metazoa; Chordata; Aves; Charadriiformes; Scolopacidae. The transcript has 11 exons. Gene Ontology annotation, cellular component: cytoplasm; nucleus; site of double-strand break. Gene Ontology annotation, molecular function: protein kinase activity; ATP binding. Gene Ontology annotation, biological process: protein phosphorylation; mitotic G2 DNA damage checkpoint signaling. The record is from RefSeq and is a predicted model, not a curated record.
AUGAUCCCUUAUUUGGCCACCACUUGCCCACCCCGUGCCCCCCCCGUUGCCCGCCGCAGGGUGCAGCUGGCCGUGAACCGCCGGACGGAGGAGGCGGUGGCGGUGAAGAUCGUGGACAUGAGGCGGGCAGCCGAGUGCCCGGAGAACAUCAAGAAGGAGAUCUGCAUCAACAAGAUGCUCAACCACGAGAACGUCGUCAGGUUCUACGGGCACCGGCGGGAGGGGACCACCCAGUACCUCUUCCUGGAGUACUGCCGGGGGGGCGAGCUCUUCGACCGCAUCGAGCCCGACAUCGGGAUGCCGGAGCCGGAGGCGCAGCGGUUCUUCCAGCAGCUCAUCGCGGGGGUGGUCUAUCUGCACAGCAUGGGCAUCACCCACCGCGACCUCAAGCCCGAGAACCUGCUGCUGGACGACAGAGACAACCUGAAGAUCUCGGACUUCGGGCUGGCCACCGUCUUCCGGCACAACGGGCGGGAGCGGCUGCUGAGCAGGACCUGCGGGACCCUGCCCUACGUGGCCCCCGAGCUGCUGCGACGCCCCGAGUUCCGCGCUGAGCCCGUCGACGUCUGGGCCUGCGGCGUGGUGCUCACCGCCAUGCUGGCCGGGGAAAGUGUGGUAGACCUCAACACAGUGGAAGGAGAAUGGAAGAACACCACCAUGAACACAUUCAGAAUUAACAGACAGUCAGCAGGCGUCAAGCGGAGUCGUGUGUCCUCUGGGGGGGUCAGCGACUCCCCCGGCGGCUUCUCCAAGCACGUCCGCUCCGACAUGGACUUCUCCCCAGUGAAGGGCGCGCUUGGAGAGGAGAAGUCGGGCUACUCCACGUCGCAGCCGGAGCCCGGCACCGGGGGGACGCUGUGGGACACCGGGGCGGCCACCAGCAUCGACCGGCUGGUGCAGGGCAUCAGCUUCUCCCAGCCCGCCUGUCCUGAGCACAUGCUGCUCAACAGCCAGCUCCUGGGCACCCCCGGCACCUCCCAGAGCCCCUGGCAGCGGCUGGUGAAGAGGAUGACGCGCUUCUUCACCAAACUGGACGCCGAAGGCUCGUACCGCGCCCUGAGGGAGGUGUGUGAGAAGAUGGGGUACGGCUGGAAGAAGAGCUGCACCAACCAGGUCACCAUCUCGACCACAGACAGGAGGAACAACAAGCUCAUCUUCAAGGUGAACCUGGUGGAGAUGGAGAGCAAGAUUUUGGUUGAUUUUCGCCUCUCCAAGGGCGACGGCCUGGAGUUCAAGAGGCAUUUCCUGAAGAUCAAGGGCAAGCUCAGCGACGUCAUCAGCACCCAGAAGGUCUGGCUGCCUGCCACCUGAGCCCCCUGACCCCCAACCUGCCUCCUCUUCUUCCUCAUCUUCCUCUUUCUCCUUCUCCUCCUCCUCCUCCUCCCUUUCCUCCUGGCGGGGGCUCCCGUGGCAGCACCCAAACGCCGUGAUUUUAAAGGUUCAAUA